CAAACACACAGACUGUUCGAAAUCAGGAGAAGCUUUAGAUAGAAGAGUCGCUGACAGUGUCACUGUGACUGCUCCAAAAUGCUGCACAGAAUUAUUUUCAUGAUAUGUGUCCUUGUACACCAACCUCAGUUUUUCAGUUUGGGAGGGGUGAUCACCCCUAAGCCAAUCAUUGAAAAUGGCACGUAUAUAAACCCAGAGCUUGGUAAGUAUCAUGCCAGGUUGAGAACUAUCAGUCGGAGCUGCAGGGACAUCAAGGAGAAAUUUGGAGCUACAACAGAUGGCAUCUAUUACUUAACAACAUCAAACGGUGUGAUGUACCAGGCAUUCUGUGACAUGACCACAGCUGGAGGUGGCUGGACACUGGUAGCCAGUGUGCAUGAGAACAACAUCAAUGGAAAAUGUACUGCAGGUGACCGCUGGUCAAGCGAACAGGGUAGUGAUCAAAAACGGCAUGAUGGUGAUAGAACCUGGGUAAACACUGCCACAUUUGGCACAACAGAGGGUGCUACCAGUGAUGACUACAAGAAUCCUGGAUACUACGACAUUACUGGGGAGGAUGUGGCAGUGUGGCAUGUUCCCAAUGACGUUCAGCUCCAAAACUGGGCAAACACCGCAAUUCUGCGUUACCACACCGAAACUAAGUUCCUCAAUCAAAAUGGUGGAAGUCUCUUCCAUUUAUUUAAGAAAUAUCCAGUGAGGUCUGGAGCAGGAGAGUGUAAAGCGGAUAGCGGUCCUUCUAUCCCAGUGGUAUAUGAUACAGGCGACAAGGAUUCAACAACAAACCUUUAUGGAGCAACUGUAAAAGAUCAAUUUGAGCCUGGCUUUGUCAGCUUCAGAGUGUUUAAUGAGAAGAAGACAGUGAUGGCUCUGUGCUCUGGGAUCAAACCAACAGGAUGCCAUACAGAACAUUUCUGCAUUGGUGGAGUAGGAGACCCUGAUCAGUGUGGAGACUUCGCUGACCUUCAGGCGGUUCCUGGAGGGAGCUCCUCUAAGGAAAUAACAGAGGCAGCAGUUCUGAUCUUCUACCGCUGACAGUUUUUGUCCUUUUUUAGUACUUUUUACCAAAUUUAUGUGGUCAUACUGACAAUUGAAGCUCUCAUGUCAUCCUCUGCGAAAAUGUGUGUAUCUUGAUCAGCUAUGAAAUAAAAAUUCAUUUAAAGUA
This is a messenger RNA of Tachysurus vachellii, 1162 nucleotides long. RefSeq names its product intelectin 3 (gene itln3). NCBI's taxonomy places the organism in Eukaryota, Metazoa, Chordata, Actinopteri, Siluriformes, Bagridae. Bases 79 to 1032 code for a protein of 317 amino acids. Gene Ontology annotation, molecular function: oligosaccharide binding. The transcript is spliced from 7 exons. The record is from RefSeq and is a predicted model, not a curated record.